This is a messenger RNA of Vidua macroura (Pin-tailed whydah), 5775 nucleotides long. It is a transcript of the gene EPN2, whose product is annotated as epsin 2. The transcript has 10 exons. The record is from RefSeq and is a predicted model, not a curated record. Gene Ontology annotation, biological process: endocytosis. Gene Ontology annotation, molecular function: clathrin binding; phospholipid binding. Gene Ontology annotation, cellular component: endosome; plasma membrane; clathrin vesicle coat. Lineage: Eukaryota; Metazoa; Chordata; Aves; Passeriformes; Viduidae. Bases 403 to 2166 code for a protein of 587 amino acids.
CGCCGCCUCCCCGCGGCCGCCGCCGCCAUGUUGGAUGGUGCGUGUGGGUGUCAAGCGCAGCCCGCGGCCGCCGGGCACCGGGACACCGGGACACCGCGCCCGCCCCGCGCCCGCAGUGAUGAGGAUUUCUUCAGCCAAAUCUGUUGACCCAGUUGCUGCUGAAGCUGCUUUUCUACUGACUUUCAGCUCUGUUUGGACAGGGAUGAGGCUUGUGACAACAGCAGUCAUGAUUUUCAUUUUCUCGUGUCGUUCUCUUGAGGAGAGGAAAUGAUUGUAGCGGAACGUGUCACAAACACGCCACUGCUACGGAGCCUUCGCAGUUCAGAAACGUUCCUAGAAGAGCAAAUUUAGCCCUUUGCUGUUUGUGUUGUGGAAUCUGUCUUGGUAAAAAGGGAAAUAAAAAUGACGACUUCGUCUAUCCGACGGCAGAUGAAGAACAUUGUGAACAAUUACUCAGAGGCCGAAAUAAAAGUUCGGGAAGCAACCUCGAAUGACCCCUGGGGUCCUUCCAGUUCGUUGAUGACUGAAAUAGCAGAUCUGACCUACAAUGUUGUGGCCUUUUCUGAAAUUAUGAGCAUGAUCUGGAAACGACUGAAUGACCACGGCAAGAACUGGCGACACGUCUACAAGGCCCUCACUCUCUUAGAUUACCUGAUUAAAACUGGCUCCGAGAGGGUGGCCCAGCAGUGUAAAGAGAAUAUUUUUGCUAUCCAGACAUUGAAAGAUUUUCAGUACAUCGAUCGAGAUGGGAAAGACCAGGGCAUCAACGUGAGGGAGAAAUCCAAGCAGCUGGUGUCCCUUCUGAAGGACGACGAGCGCCUCAAGACGGAGAGGGCCCAAGCCCUGAAGACCAAAGAACGGAUGGCUCAGGUGGCCACUGGGGUGGGCAGCAACCAGAUCACCUUUGGCCGAGGCUCCAGCCAGCCCAACCUGUCCACCAGCUACUCAGAGCAGGAGUAUGGAAAGUCUGGAGGAUCCCCAGCGUCCUACCAUGGCUCGACGUCCCCGCGGGUGUCCUCGGAGCUGGAGCAGGCGCGGCCCCAGACCAGCGGCGAGGAGGAGCUGCAGCUGCAGCUGGCGCUGGCCAUGAGCCGGGAGGUGGCGGAGCAGGAGGAGCGCCUCAGACGCGGGGACGAUCUGAGAUUACAGAUGGCUCUGGAGGAGAGUCGCAGAGACACAAUUAAAAUUCCCAAAAAGAAGGAGCACACCACCUUGUUGGACCUGAUGGAUGCCCUGCCCUCCUCGGCACCUGCCCCGCCCAAAACCGAGCCCUGGGGACCUCCUGCUGCUGCUGCCAACCAAACGGAUCCCUGGGGAGGAUCCACAGCUGCAGCCCCUGCCUCUGACCCCUGGCAAUCCUUUGGUGCCAAACCAGCUGCUUCUGUUGACCCUUGGGCAGCACCAGCAGGAUCCACAGCUCAGCCUCUGGCCAAAAAUGUGGACCCUUGGGCUCCUGCUCAGCCAUCUUCUACUGCAGCAAAAUCUUCUGUGGAUCCUUGGGGAUCAGCACCUGCAAACAAACCUCUCUCCACUUCUGGAAGUACAUCUUUUGACCUCUUCAGUAAUUUGAAUGGUACAGUUAAAGAUGAUUUUUCUGAAUUUGACACACUUCGAACUUCCAAAAAGCCAGCUGAAUCAGGUUCCACUCUGCCAUCUCAGCACAGUGGUACCACGAGUCCUGAUCUCUUUGAGUCCCAGCACUCGAGUGGGACAUCAGGCAAACAGAGCACGGCCCGGAAAACCCCGGAGUCCUUCCUGGGCCCCAACGCUGCCCUGGUGAACCUGGAUUCUCUGGUGUCUAAACCACCACAACCUGUUACUUCUCUGAACCCAUUCUUGGCACCAGGUGCCGCUACUGCAGCGACUCCAAUCAACCCCUUCCAGGUGAACCAGCCUCAGCCUCUGACCCUGAACCAGAUGAGAGCGAGCCCCGUGAUGGGCAGCAGCCCCUCCUUCAGCGCCGUGCCCCCGAUGAGCAUGGAGCCAAUACCUCUGUCUUCCAUGGCCCCCGUGCCCGUGGGGAUGGCACCGCUGCCGGCCAUGGGCACCAUCAGGAUGGGCCAGGGGCUGAGCAUUGCAGGAUCAAUGCCCCAAGCUCUGCACAGUACAGGAAUGCCGCCAGCAGCCUCCCAGGCUGCAAAUACAACUAACCCUUUCCUCCUAUAAAGACCCGAUUAAAGGAACUUUUCUUUUCUUAGUGUUUCCAGGCUGAAGUCUUUCCAGCGAAACGAACGUGGCCUGUGUGGACUGAACGGUGUGUGAGAGACUUGGAAGUAGAUUUGCAGUUUACAGUUAUGAUCUUUGAAGAGUUGUCGCUACUUACCAGUUAAUCUAAAUCUAGUCUUUGCUACAGAUGGUACCUUACUUUGGCUUGUUGAGCAUCAUGUGAAAUGUUCAGACUUUUCACCAAAGUUAGAUUCUGCCCAUUUUUGUUACUUUGUUAAUCAUUUCAAACACACUUUCUAGGGAGAGAACCUGCCACUGGAAAACUCCCUUGGCUAUUUUGUAGAUGUCAGAUCAUGUGCUGGAUUCCUGAAGUUACUCUUCCCCUGCAUCUGUCACUUCCUCUGCCCGUAAGAUAGACCUGAGAUUCCGAGUGCUAGUGAAUGUUUUGCACAUAACUACACACAGCUCUAGACUGUUGGUUCACCCAUAGUCCUUACUCUUAGAAGAGACCGACCCGGAGGGCCCAGGGGGGCUUGGUUUUUAUGCAUUAAACAUUGCAAACUCGCACUGCUUUGGUAUCUCUGAGGUGUGACUGACAGCAGCAAGCUUGUCUCGAAAGGAAAAUAACACAAAACCCCAGACAAAACACCCAAGACCAUGCUCGAGUUGUGCUGUCGUGUGCAGUGUUGAAUUCCUACACUACUCUAAGGACUCCUGGAACUCUGUGAGUGGCUGCACUCGUGCUGAGUGAGUGUCCUGCUCUGUGCUUGUCCAGUACCAGCUUCGUUUGGAAGUUUUUUCAUGUGUAUUUUGUUUUUAUUUGACUUACAAUGUGAGUUGAAAGAAAAAAAAAAAAAAAAAAAGGAAAAAACAAAGAAAAGGAAAAAAAAAAAAGAGAUACAGUGGGACAACUUUGAAUUCAGUUUCACCGGGGCAAGCUUUAAAACUAAUUCAGGCUUAACCUUGCUAUAUGCAGUUACUCUUGUAUACUUUUGCACAUAUUUUGUUUAGUACAGUUUCAUAUUUUGAGUUUGCAGAGUUACCUAAUAGUCCUUUUUUUGCUAAUUUUUAUAAUGUGGUUCUUAUUUAACUGUCUGGUUUUGAUAGAUUUAUCAAGUCUGGCUGAAAAAUUAAGAUAUUGGCAAAUGUCAUUUUUAUGGUUUUAAUGCCCUCUUAUUUAUGGUUUUCGCUCUUUGUUUCUGUAAAGAGAGUUUAAAAGGGAAGAUUAACACUAAAAUAUUUACUUUUAAAUGAAGUAUUCAUAAUGCAAAUCAAAAACAAAUCCUCGUGACUAAUUAUUUUUAGAUGAAUUGAAUUUGAGCAUAACAUGAUUUAAGACUACAUUAAAAAGAAAAAACACUAAAGUUGCCUUUCCCUUGAUUUGUUCCCAUUUCCCAAUCCCCAGACUUUUAGCCUUGAUGAAGAUCCCCCCCAGAGAGGCUGUUUGGUUUUAUUUUCCUUGUAAAACUUGUGGAGCUGUUAAAAAUCCUGAUGUACAAACAGAACUUGUUUCAUUUUAUCCACUGAUUUUUCCUCUUGGAAGGUGCACUCUGUAGGAUAACUGCUUCCAUGUCCAGCCAUCCCUCGGGAGCUGAAUUAUCCCUUUUCAAUGAAUUUUCAUGUCUGAACUCCUCACCACGCUCAGGGGUUCUGCUGGAGCCCCAGCCUCUCCCAAAAAUCCAUGGAAAAGGAUUUUUUCCUGCCUGCAGGGCACCUCUGAACGGACUUGGUGGCCUUUCCUUAAUUUAAGAGGGGGAAAACAGAAUUUGCCAGGGUUGUGUUGUGGUGGAACAAUUCCCUGUGGGGCUGGAGAGGGGCUGGAUCCCAUGGGAGGACUGGGAUCCAUCUCCUGGUGGGAAGGGGAUGCUGAAGGAUGAUCAGAUUUAGGGACAAGCCCAGACUGGAGCUGUGCAGGUCAGGGUAGCUCUGGUAGUGUAUGGAAUGCUCAGUGUGUGGAUGUUCCUGUGCAGGUGUGGGAUCCUCUGGCAUCCUCUGGGAUCCUCUGGAACUGGCAGGGAGCAUUCCCAAUCCUUGUUUUUAUAGAGGAGGGAAGAGGAUUGCUGUCCACACCCAGCCUGUCUUUAAAAACAAAACAAAACCCCAUUCAUGUUGCCUUUCAGAGCAAAGAAAAAGACUUUUUCUGUUGUUGUUGAGGCUAUUGAAAAGUGUAGAGCAGGAAGGGUGUGAUUCUUGCAGAUGGGGGGGAAAGUGCUUUUUUCCAGCUGAUCUGUGGCAAGAUUCCUCCCAGGUUGUUUUCCCAGUUGGAUUGGACCAGCACUGGAGUCAAGGUCACCCUGGGUUUGUCCCCUUGUCCCCUGAACUGCAGUGGGAUGGGGCAUUGUGUGCCCAGCCAAGAGUCCUGGCCACGUCCUGGGGAACUUUCUAGAGGCAAGAUGAGGUUGAUAAGAAAUAUUUCAAGUGCUGAAAUAAUCUGCAGUUGGAGCUGUCACUGUAAAUUCGCCCCUGGCUUAAUGAAGCUGUUGAAUGGCAAAUUGUUGCUUUUCCUCCCAAGUCACUGCCCCCAGAACUUUAUCCCUUUUAUAUUAAAUAGAGACAUUUUUGGCACAACAAACCCAAAGGAGGCUCCCUGAGGCGCCACAGCCCAAAUUCUGGUGCUGGAAAUAUUUAGGCUGAGACUAACCAAGCCCAGAUCCCAGCCUGGCACAGGGCUUGUGGCAGGUUUGGUGAAUGUUCCUGGGCUGGGCUGUGUCCCCAGGGGGUGACACAGGGGUGUCACUGUCCUGGCUGGGGGUGCUCUGAACGGUCCAGCUCAUUUUGUGAUGAUUUUCCUGCUCUGCAGGAUAAUCCCCCCUCCCUCCUGGCCCUCCCACAUUUCUGGAGGAUAUUUGUGUGCCCUAUCACAUCCCCUCUGCCCCAUUUCUCCAUUUCUCCCUCUUUUCCUUCUUUUUCUCACUUUGCAAAUAUUCAAAGUGCUUUUUUUUUUCCCCCUUUUUGAUUUUUAAAACAUUAGUAGCCCAAAAUAGCCUUACUGGUCAAAUUGACCAAAGAGAAAAGUGUUAAAUAUCUUAAAAAAAAAAAAAAAAGAAAAGAAAACACACACACACACACACCUUGGCAUAAUUUCCCCCCUAAAUUAGCUCAGUUAUUUAUUCAGUUUUAUGCUCUAGAGAAACUCAACUCCGUGGAGGGGGCAGGGAAGGGAAGCCCUGGUGGGUUGUGGUGUUGGCAGUUUUUGGGAAGUCCCGUAGCCAAGACAGCUCUUGUUCCCCUUGUGCCCCUUUGCUGUUCCAGCUCGAGGUGUUCUCUGUGCCUGAAUAUUGCACAGGUGGGGAGAAAGAGGAGAUUUCUUUUUCCCAGCAGAAUCUCACACAACUCUUCCUCUCCAAGUGUUCUGAUAUUUCCCAAACUGCUCAUAACCCUGGGAGCCAGCUGCUUUUUCUGGAUUUGUGCUGACUAUUGCCAUUAUUUACUGUAUAAAUAAUUUAUCAUUUGUACUAUUGUAUCAUAAUGUCUGUAUCUUUGUGUCAUAUUUUUUUUUCUCCCCCCCCAGCAAUGUCACAGAUGUGAUAUUUAAACGAUGCCAUCAGAACAGUGGAAAGACGAGGGGUUUGGAGGUGACUGGUCAGAAUUAAAAUUGUAUUGCUUCUA